Diachasma alloeum is the source of this 1116-nucleotide messenger RNA. Its product is annotated as proline-rich protein 4-like. The coding region runs from base 1 to 1116 and encodes 371 amino acids. NCBI's taxonomy places the organism in Eukaryota, Metazoa, Arthropoda, Insecta, Hymenoptera, Braconidae. The transcript is spliced from 6 exons. The record is from RefSeq and is a predicted model, not a curated record.
AUGAAUAUCAUCAGUGGAUUAGUGCCCCUUAUUUAUUUGUUAUCGUGGACUGAGGCGACACCGGUAACAAUGUUUCUCACUGGUAACACGAAUGGUCAACAAGUUUCAUCGUUGUACCCUGGCCAGUGGAACAGAAUCGCCCGGAGCUCUCUAGGCGGAGACUACGGUGGUGGUGAUUAUGGCACAUCAGGUCACGGUGGAUUUGAACCAUCCACCGGGCAUUUGGCUGACAGUCAACAGGAUUAUUCCCAAUAUGGACAGUUUACUCAUGACACACAGGAUUCUAAUCACUUCUCUUCAGGGGGCCACGAUGAUCUCAGUGGUCAUGAUUUUCACGUUGAUAAUCAUAUUCAUUCUGUACCGAUAUCUGAACAUGUUGAAGUGACGAAACCAAUCACGGUACCUGUCUAUAAGGAAAUAGGAAUUCCAGUGCCUCACCCGGUGAAAAUUCACAUACCUCAUCCGGUGGCCGUGGAAGUAGCCCAGCCGUAUCCAGUGAUCAUGCCAGUGUCGCAGCCCGUCCCGAUCGAAAUAAUCAAGACUGUAGCGGUGCCCGUCGAGAAGAAGGUCCCCUAUCCUGUGGAGAAACACAUUCCCUUUCCCAUUGAAAAACCAGUGCCAAUCACAAUUGAACGACACAUUCCGGUUCCGGUUGAAAAACCAUAUCCCAUUAGAAUUCCAGUUUACAAAACAAUCCAUCAUCACACUAAAUCCCACGCCACAGCCAGCGAUUACCAUGAGCACGAGCACUCUACGUACGAAGAAAAAACGAAACCCGUUGAAAUUCCUAUUUAUAAGAAAUACGCGAUACCAAUACCUCAUCCGGUGCCUGUGAAGGUAGAUCAGGAGAUUAAAGUGCCGAUUCCUAAGCCAUAUCAGGUUCAAGUCCGAAUACCUCACCCCUAUCCAGUCGAAGUAGUCAAAAAUGUUGAGAUACCGAUAGAGAAACACGAGCCCUAUGUCGUCGAGAAGAAGGUACCCUUCAUUGUGGAGAAACCAUAUCCCGUUUAUGUGGAUAAGAAAUUUCCUGUACCUGUAGCGAAGCCAUAUCCAGUCCAUGUGCCGAUUUACAAACAUGUAUUCCAUCACACUUCUGGUGGCAAAGGCUGGCAUUAA